AUGUCCGACUGGGUCACAAAGCAGGAAAAGACCUUAAAAAGAUGGGUAAACACAAAGGUCAGCGUGGAAGUGAAAGACCUCCAUACAGACUUGCUGGACGGGCUAGUACUUGUGGAACUCAUCAAUGGGAUUGCAGAUGCAUCCAUAUCCCCAAACUCAUAUCUACUCUCUCCAGUUUAUGCAAAGCCUAUCCAUAGACUUCAAAAAUAUGAAAAUGUUAACGAUUGCUUGGAAUUCUUGAAGAUUAUCCUUCAAAUUAAUAUCUGUAACAUUAGUGCAGAUGAUAUUGUGGGGGGUAAUUUAAAGCUUAUUCUUGGUCUUGUAUGGUCGAUCAUUGUAUACGCUACCACAAAUUCACUUUCCAAGGCAUUGUCAAAUCAUUGCAAUUCAUUCAAUAAGAUUAAAGUCAUUCUUAGGGAUUGGAUAAACCCAAUCAUACGUAGAAAGGGACUUCCAGAAGUGACGAAUUUUGACCGUGAUUGGUCGUUAGAGAAUAAAAGACCCGAUUUGUCCCUAGGUGCCAUAUUAGAGUAUUACUUAGGAUCAACCCUGGGAUUAAUUAGCUAUGCUGAAAUGACGUACGGGAAGAAAUUGCAAAACCUUCGUAAAGUUCUUGAUGCAGCAAACACUCUUGGUAUACCAAGAUUAGCAGAUGCAGAAGAUUUCAUAAGCUUUGCUCCAGAUGAAAAGUGUGUCAUAACAUAUCUAUUAGAAUGGCUAAAGCUUUUAGAACUAGAUGUGAAGCAAUUGACCGAGCGAGAAGACACUCCAGAUGAACCUUCUUCGCCUAAGAUGGUUGACAACUACUCUGUCUUUGUAAAAGAGGCAGAACCGGAACCGCAACACUUGGAACGUAGGGAAUCUCACAACAAGAGAUAUGGAAUAAUAAUACAGGAAACAACGGUUGACAGACCCCGUUCGGAUGAUAUCGUUAAUAUAGAUAUACUUUCACCUACGCGAUCAGUUUCAACUCCUAGAUCUAGAACAGAAUUUGAAAAACCAUUUGAGUUGGUUGUAGAGGAUCAACCAAGAAAGUCAGAUGAUACGCUGAAGGAUGCUGUGAUUAAUCAAGAAGAAGAAAAACCAACCAUUCCCAAGGAAGCCAUACCAACUUCAACUAGUAGCUUACUUGAUCCUAUCAGUUCUAAUGGACGUAGGUCGCUCGAGCCUCCAAAGGUGGAAAUAAGUAGUCCAAAGAUCAAGUCGGAAGAACCACAACAGGUUAAGCCUAUCCCACUUCAACAAGUGAUGAACUUGCCGAAAGAUUCAAAUAUUCCAAAGUUGACUAAAGCUCCAAGAAAAGUGAUCAAGCUCAGAGUACCACCAAUGAGAUCAGCUAUCUCGAAGCAAGUGAAAGCACUUGAACAUGAAUACCCUAAAAAUGACAAAUCAUCGUCAGAAUCUUCUAACUUUGUACUUAAUACCCAAACUCCCAUUGAAGCAAAAACCUCCAUCAAAGAACCAUUCGAAGAUUAUGAUUAUGAAAUUGGUACUACAAGUUUUAAGCAAGUAAAUAAGGUGUCAGAAGGGGCCAAUACUAUAGAAAAAGUCUCUCCUACAAGUGACAUAGUACACCAACUGAAAGAAAUUGAAACUACGACUAGUGGAAGUGAAGAAACUGAAAUUCCACCAAUUACUGAUGAAUUAGAGGUCGAACAACAAGUUAGUGAAAUACAAGAUUAUAGCGAAAAGGAGGCUGAAGAACCUACCAAGCAGGCUAUAACACAAAUGGUAGACCAACAACUUAAGGUGCCUGUAUUGAAACCAGUAUUAUGUUUAGAGAAUAAGAAACCAUCGUUGAAAUCAACCCCAUUGCAACGUUCAGCCGGGGUACUUCAAAAAAUACAAGCAUUAGAGGAACAUGCUAGAGCCAUGGAGCAGUCACACUCCAUACCAUUUACUACAAAAGAGCCUAAGUUAUUUAAAAAGAAACCAGAACAAUACAUUAAUAGUUCAAAAGAUUCUAGCCUGAAACUGGAUACAAAACCAGUGACAUUAGAUUCUGGAAUCACUGUGUUUGUAAAAAGAAAUAAUGAACCGGAACCCUCACCCGAUUCCGAAGUUGAUCAUGUCAAAGAUUCCCAAUUGGAGUCUAAGGAUUCCUCAAGACUUACAAUGAUACCAUCUGACAGUUUGGAUGAAGAAUCGAAAGAUGCAGAAAUUGAAAUACCAAAUGUUUCAGAAUCUGUGGACACUCCAGAAUCACCUGAACAAGUUGAAAACUUAAGUGACAACCAAAUCCAAGCGGUUGUCGUUGCUGAAACUUCUUUAGUACACGGACCAGUUGUAGUUGAUCAACCGGUACCAAGAACACCAGAAAAUAUAGUAGAAUUCGCUGAUCAAUCAGAUGAAUCGAUCAUUAAUUCAGAAACAACACACGAAGAUCAUCGCGAUGGAAAUGAAGAGGCUACACAACAAAUUAUGAUCGAAUCGGGUUUGGCUUCAGGUUGCAAUGAUACAGAAGAAGAGCAACUUAUUUCCAAAUCAGCAGCUUCAAACUCCCCUGAACAUGGGUCUGUCAUUGAGGUUGCUCUGGAAUUAGAGAAUAAGGAAGAAGAGACCACGGUUUCAAUACAAGGUUGCAAUAAGUUGAAAUUAGAAGCCAAAACACUGGAACCUAUUCAACAUAAUGAAUUGUUAGUUUCUAAUUCAGAUUUGGCAGAUGUUGAAGAUGAAAACACUUCCAAAAGUCAACCAGCCACUCCAGACCAAUUGACUCAAUUGGCUGCUACAACUACAACAUCCGAGGAAGAAGGAGUCAUGAGAAUGAAAACGGAGGCCGUCGAAACCCAAUUGGUCCAUUCUGAAGAACUCGCUUCGGAACCCACUGAAAUAAUAAGUCCAUUAACUGCCCAACCUUCUACAUCCACAACUGGAGAGAAAUACCCAGAAUUCGAAAACAACCUCGAAACAUUUGAAGAUCUGUCAGAUGAUUGCGUUGUUGCAGAUUUCUUAAAUUAUGAUAUUGAUGAUGACUCGGACGAACAUUCAGUAGACUCUGAUGAGGACUCUGAUGAAGAUUCAGAUGCGGAUAUUAUUAUUGCUCAUGAGAAUGCCUACUCAUCCAUAUGCGUAAGUGAACCAAUAACUAGUGAAAUAAUGGAUGGACUGAAGAAAAGGGAACUUCUGUACGAGAAGUUGCCCGAACAAGUCGACCACACCCCAAUACGGUUGGAAGAUGUAGGGGCUCAAAAUAAACUGCAUGAAGUAGUUACUCCACUAGAGCUGGAAGAUGUUUUUCCAAGUUCCGAGGAAGGAUCUCCUAGCAGCAUAUCUAUGGUAGAAGCCAAUCAUGCAACCAAGGAUCCCCAAAUACAAGUAAAGAUCCCCCCUACAGUUAGUAAGGACGUUGACGUUACAGUACAUGAUAAUGAACUUGAAGAGUUAGAGGAAUCACAGGAGGCAAAUGGUAUCCCAGUAGCUGAGGAAUACACUUCUCCAUUCGAUUUCAUUGAAGAUGGUCCAGAUUCAGAUGAAAACAAUCAACCUUUCGAAGAUUUCGAAAUGAUAAACGAUGAGAAAUCAGAGGUUGUAUCUGAGCUGAUUAAAGUAUAUGAAAUAGAUCGUUUAAUAGUUGGAGAUGAAGGAUUAGAAACUCAUGAUGACGCAGAAGUAAUGUCGGAAACCAAGGAUAUCGACCACAUACCAAAAGAUCGAAGUGAUCUGCUUGAAGCGGUUUAUGGAAAAGUUGAAGAUGACCUAAUUCACACUAAGGAGAACAUUCAAGAGUUAACUGAGAAGGUAACUCCUGUGAUAUCUGAAGAAGUUUCGAGUGCAGAGUCUUACAAUAACGAUGACACAGAAAUCGAAGAACUUGGAUCCGAUAACACGACAAGGAACUCAGAAGAAUAUGCAUCUCCCUUUGAUUUUAUUGAAGAUGUAUCCGAGUUAGACGAGGGAGAAGAUUCCCUAGAGUCAACCGAGGUAACCAACCAUACCAUCUCUUCUACCACGGAAAGGCAACUCGAGACUACAGCGGAAUCAACUUUCCCAACAGUAGAUGAAAUCUGUACUAAUAGCUUCGACGAAGAACCUGUAUUAAAACAGCCACUAACGAAGAAGAAGUCACACCCCGCCCUUAGAAUCAUUACUGGUAAAUCACUUGAAAGUUUGGAAAAUAAAUCACCUUUUGCACAAGCCAAUUUUCGUGCUUGUUCUUCCCCACUUAACAAACCUCUUCCACCACUUCCAGGAGCCACACAUAAAAAAACUAGUCUUAAAUCGCAGCACAACUCAAUCACAAGCCUAGAGUUUGCAGAAAGAGCCAAUGCCUUAGCAAUCCGGUUCAAUAACCACACUGAUAACCUUGUCAAACUCUCAAACCAUUUUUCUCUGGAGGCUAUUGGGAAGGUUUUACAGUCGCUGAAGAUUUGCUUCCAACUUGUGCCCCUGAUUCUCAAUAGGGAUGAAUCUAUCGUAGAAGCCAAGAAGAAAUUUGCUGUCAGUGUCUCUCAUCUUAAGAAUUUGCAGGAAGUGUUAGUUCAAUUUGAGUGUUAUCGUGCUAUUGUACGCACCGAUUUAGAGCUAGUACCAAAAUUAGACUCAUUUACAGAUAAGUUAAUGAGAUGCGAUGAUAGUAGUUGGUUACAUGAAUUUGAUAAACUUAUCGUGGCCGAGGAGCAAUUCUCAAUGUUGGCCCUGGUAGGGAUUUGCGAAUUGGCUUCACUGUACAUUAGUGUUGAAGAAAUUACCAAUCAGAUAGAGAGUGCAAUUCGUAGAACACCUUGGUCUACAAACAACAUUCUUAGAGAAUUCGUGGCAGAGUACGACUUACUAGCAAGCACCAUGGAGACUCUCGAUGACUACUUUCAGAACCUUGAAGUAAAUGUAUUCAUUUCAGAAUUGAAAUCAAAGCUUGAACACAUCAAAGGACAGCAAAGUAAAACGUGGUCUCCUCCUGAUUCCAGUAGAAGAGACCAAAGAAAUCUGGCAAAAACAUCGUUCACCAAGAGUAGCAGUGACUUUAGUAUCUACAACUCUGAUCAAAGCGCAGCUAGCCUGCUCUUUGACAAGAUUUAA
This is a messenger RNA of [Candida] anglica, 5019 nucleotides long. NCBI's taxonomy places the organism in Eukaryota, Fungi, Ascomycota, Pichiomycetes, Serinales, Debaryomycetaceae. The record is from the annotation of a GenBank genome assembly.